Angiostrongylus costaricensis is the source of this 420-nucleotide messenger RNA. Lineage: Eukaryota; Metazoa; Nematoda; Chromadorea; Rhabditida; Metastrongylidae. The record is from the annotation of a GenBank genome assembly.
AUGGACGCUAGAGAUUCUGAAAUUGAAGCUAAGCGUUCACAACUGCCCAAAUAUUCUGAGGAGAAUCCGCUUAUGGAACUUGAUGGAAACAUGGUGUUGACCGUUCAAGUUUAUAUUUCUGUAACGAUUAUUUGUGGCGUAACGGGAUUGAGAAGGCUACUCAAAUCCAUCAGUUUCCUUACGAAGCAGGGUGUGUAUUGCUUCAAAUCGAUUUCAUAUUUCAAAUUUUUUCGCCUUAAUGGAAGCGAGGAUCAGCUGUUUGGGAUCGCUGAGCUGUGGCGAGUUCUAUAUCUGAACGUGUUGGAGAGACUUAGUUUGAAGAACCACCGCGAGAAACGUAUUCCAGCCAAAUACGAGACCGCUGUUGAUGGAACGAAGUUCGGUGACAAUAUUGUAGCUGAAAAUCAGGAUAACAAUUAG